Musca domestica (house fly) is the source of this 1621-nucleotide messenger RNA. RefSeq lists its product as uncharacterized. The transcript has 3 exons. Gene Ontology annotation, biological process: transmembrane transport. Gene Ontology annotation, cellular component: membrane. The coding region runs from base 145 to 1530 and encodes 461 amino acids. The record is from RefSeq and is a predicted model, not a curated record. Gene Ontology annotation, molecular function: transmembrane transporter activity. NCBI's taxonomy places the organism in Eukaryota, Metazoa, Arthropoda, Insecta, Diptera, Muscidae.
AGAUAGCAUCAGUCUUGAGAAAAGCGUGCAAACAGUUAGUCGGAAUAUAUUAAAAUAUUUUAUUUCAUACCAAAAUAAACCUUGGUUUUAUUUUUAUUUUCAAAUUGUGUAUGGAAAUUCGAUAACCUGCCUGCAAGUAACAAUAUGCAAAAAUCCACACCAAAUAUACAACCCACCGGUAGCAAUUCAUUACCGCCACCAACUGUGGCCAAUUUUAAUCCGAAACAAUUGAGUUGUCUGACCACAGGUGUUUUCAUUUUCCUUUCGGCUGGCAUGAGCCUGGCCCAAAGUGUUGGUUGGUCAGAUAUUGCAACCGAUCUGCAUUUCUAUUACAGCUGGUUUAUUGGAGUGGCCCUGGGAGCUUUGGUGUCCAUCUUACUUGGAUAUGUGCUGCCCAAGAAAUUUAUUAUGGCUGCCUCAUCGGUCCUUAUCCUAGCUGGUGGCAUAAUUUUCACUAGUGCCCCCCGCAAUGUUGAUGCCUUGGUGGCGGGACGUUAUCUCAACGGCAUGGCUGUGGGUUUGGCCACAACACCAUAUCUCAUACAUGCCAGUGAGUUAUCCCGCAAUCGUAUACGUGGUCUAUGUCUGGGUUUGGAACAAUUCGCCAUAAGUCUGGGUAUUGCCAUCCAGAUGAUUUCCACCUCCCAGUGGGAUGCAAUGUCGAGCUUUUCGGUUAACUGUCUACAUGGAAUAUUGGAUAUAAUUCUGGCUAUAUUGGCAGCGGGUUCUCUUGUGUAUUUCAUUGAAUCACCAGUGGAUUAUAUACGCUUGGGUAGUGACACCGCCGCCUUGGAAUGCAUAAGUCAAUUGCAAAAAACGCCCAGCAUAACCUUGGAAACUAAUCGGCGUUUGGAAGAACUACGACACUAUGUUCAAGAACAGGAAUAUCUGACACCAAGGGAAUUGCUGCUGCAUAGUCUGAUACCACUUUUCAAAAUGAUAUUCUUUCGCAGUAUGCUGCUGGCCUUCGCCUACUCGGCCAUUUUGACCAAACUCCUAACCUAUUCCAAUGUGAUAAUUGGAAUUUCCUGGACUCCCAUUUUGGCUGGAUGUUUGCGAAUAAUUGGCAGUGGCAUGGCAUUGGUGAUUAUGGACAAUUUGGGCCGCAAAAUACCAUCCUGUGUUUGGACCUUAACUAUGGGAGGCCUCAUGAUUCCCAUGGCCGUCAUUGUGAAUCAUUCAAUGAAUUUGUUAAAUACUCAUAAAAUCUCAACCGUCGUGUCGCUUUGGAUGUGCCUGCAAUUUUUCGCCGGCCUCUAUUCGCCCAUCUCCUCUGUCUAUAUGGGUGAAGCUUUUCCGCUACGCACCAAAUCAUUUUGCAUGGCUGUCUGUGUUAUUGUAGAACAAAUUGUACAAAUUGUUAUUGUAAGCCAGGUCUCAAUAGGCAACGACGGCAGUCUAAUGGCAAUGGGUAUAAUGAUUCUGCUCACAGCUGUGGGUUUCUUUGUGACGAUGCCCGAAACAAAGAGAACUCCUUUGGCCGAAGCUCAACGACGAUUUUCGAAUUUAUUUAAUUUUAAAUUGUUUUAGAAAAAUUAUGAAUUGUUAAUAAUUUGUUUUGUCCUCUAAGACUUGUGUAUAUUUAACGGUAUCUCGAAGUAAUAAAUCAAUAUAUUUAUCA